This is a messenger RNA of Folsomia candida, 1022 nucleotides long. It is a transcript of the gene prel, whose product is annotated as protein preli-like. The coding region runs from base 128 to 799 and encodes 223 amino acids. Gene Ontology annotation, cellular component: mitochondrial intermembrane space. Gene Ontology annotation, biological process: phospholipid transport. NCBI's taxonomy places the organism in Eukaryota, Metazoa, Arthropoda, Collembola, Entomobryomorpha, Isotomidae. The transcript has 3 exons. The record is from RefSeq and is a predicted model, not a curated record. Gene Ontology annotation, molecular function: phosphatidic acid transfer activity.
UGAGAUUGAGUAAUGAGUGGAGAACCAAAGCAGGAAGAAAAGUGGUGAAAGUUCCAGCCAAGGAGAGCAAUUUUGCUCCAGCCAAAGAUUUACAGAACGAGGGGUCCAAUUCAAUUAAUUCCAAAAAAUGGGAAAGUAUUACGAAAACUGCUCUACAUUCGCAUAUUCCUGGGAGCAAAUAGUUACUGCUUUCUGGAAAAGAUAUCCCAAUCCUUUCAGCACACAUGUCCUCUCAGAAGACACACUAAAUCGUGAAAUAAUACAAGGUAACACCCUCUUCACGAGAAGAAUUUUAACAAAGACGAACCGUGUGCCUAAAUGGGGGGAAAGAUUUGUCAAGUCCACCACCGUUGCUAUCGUCGAAGAGUCGUACGUCGAUCGCAAAACCAAAAUCCUGACAACCUACACGAGAAAUAUUGGACUGAAUAGGAUCAUGAGCGUCACAGAGAAAGUCAUAUACACUCCAGACCCUUCCAACCCAGGACACACGGUGGCAAAUCGGAUGGCGUGGAUCGAUUCACAAAUGUAUGGGUUCAGACGAGCCAUUGAAGCGUUUGGCUUGGAAAGGUUCCGAACCAAUUCGGCUCGAGCAUCCGCUGGAUUUGUUCACAUACUUCAAAUCCUGUAUCCCAACUAUCAGAACAAACUCGCGUUGAUGUCACUCCACGCCUCCUCCGUUCCCAGUUUCGACGAGACAAAGGAAAAGUUCAAAGAAAAGGCAAAGAAAGCAGCAGGUGAAAUUGCGAGACAGUCGGCCGAAAAAAUUUCACUCGUGUCAAAUGCCAACGUCGAUUCAUAAAUACGAAGGACCAUCUAUAUUAUUUCUUACAUGUAUCAAUCAAUUGACCCAAUUUCGCAGUCUAUCCUAACCCGUACGUAAUCACACAUCGCAAAACUAAGCGUAUUAUUCAUCAUUCAUCUAAUGAUUUGUUACAAACUGUACAAACGAAAAACUACACAAUAAUAAUGUAGUCUACAUUGUUCGUUUAGGAAAUAAAUACAUAUAAUCUUUGCAACAGACA